AAACUGAAUUCACUUCCGCUGCUGCCAGCUGAGGGAUAUCAACCGGUAGACAAUACUCUAUUUAUAGAACAAAUAUCAUUUAAGAGAUCGUGGGAAAAAAAUUUAAUAAAAUUUUCGAGAAUAACUCUAUCUAAAAUCUCCUGUUUUGUGGUCCGUAAAGGUACUGAGAAGGCUAGUUUAUCUAACGUUAAAUAGGUGAGUUAGCUGGCUUGCUAACUGCUCUCAACGAAAGAGAUGGGGACAAGAGCUAGUCGUUUACAAGAGGACCCAGUGCCUUCGACUUUCGGGAAAGAUGGCAUCACUCGGGAUUCCUAUCGACGACCCCGGUGCAAUAGGCCCACCAGUAUUAUGGUAGACUUUUUGGGGAGUUUUGACGAUUCAGAGACCAACCGUAGCCGAUCAGAGGAGGGCAGCGAUUCGGACAUGGGGCAACAGGCGAGCACCGGUGGAAGCCCCGUCGACCACAAGAGCCACCCGUCCAUCAGCCCAUCAUCACCAGCAGAAGACAACAGCGAAUGCAAACGAGAGGAAGACUGCAAUAGCAGUCCUGCGGAUGCUGUAAACGGGGAACAUCUGCCUGGAGAGGAGACAGGCCAAGUGCCUCACCGCACUUUCUCUGAACGUUUACCCGGUAAUCGACACUCUUCUGGGCGCAACGUCAGCGCAAGAUCCGCACGGAUGAGAGGCAUCCAUCAGCGCCCAGUGUCGGAGGCUUGGAUUGGCCUCUACCGUGUCAACAACCGACAUGGCAAUAUCCGCUGUCCGUUCUGCUCCAAGCCUUUCCCGGGUGGCAGAAUUGAGGAUCACCUGUUGAGCUGUCUCACAUCUCCCCCUCUCCCUUACAACAUGGACGUGCUGAGUAAGGACAGCGGUGAGUGCUCCAUCUGUCUGGACGAGCUGCAGCAGGGAGAGACCAUCGCCCGGCUGGCCUGCCUUUGUGUCUACCACAAGAGCUGUAUUGACUCCUGGGCGAAGGUGAAGACCUGCUGUCCUGAACACCCUUUUGAUUGACUCAUGGGUCACAUGUCCUGCUCAGUGACACACCUGACUCAGGAGACUGCAAUGUAUCUACAAUUGCAGAAAAUAUACUACGACAAUGAUUAAUACCAGAGGCAAGCCUCCUAAUAACAACACAACCCCACAAGGAUGCGACCAACAACCACUUUACCAUCUUGGACCUGGUUUAGUCCAUUUGAACUCAACGCAGACCACUAUAAUCACCCCUGGAAUAGAUGGCACCUUUCCUCUGUCAAUGUAGCCGAAACUAUAGCCAAAACUGCUGGAGGGGAUAUAUUAUCAUACCAGGUUGGCAGUACCCUGAAAGACCUUUGGAACUCAAGGAAAGGAAAAUGUGUUUCUGUGCUCCCUGCAUUCUUCUUACCCUAAUGUGGACUAUCCAUAUGAAAAGGUAAUGUUAUCUUUCCUGAUGCUGCAAAACAAUAUUGUGCAGAGAUUCACGUUACAGUGGAUAAAUGUUUCUGUUCAAAAAACAACAGCCCAGCUCCGGAAAAAAAUAAAUGAGUUGAUUAUGCGUAAAUAUUGCAAUGUAUUGUUUGUAAAAGCCAUAUGUUGGAACGCAGGGCUUUAUUUUGUGGGUGGGGUUGUUAUAGUGAUUGUAGGUGUUUUUCUGUUGUCACCAUGACACAUUUCAGGAGAAGGAUGGUGGGUGUGAGUUGAUUGAUAGUUUGGUCAGUUUAGGUCAGUUUGUUUGGUUGGUGCUGACACCACUGUAUUAGGUCCUUUACUGCAGCGGUAGCAGGUUGUUGAUAGUUCCAUACGGUUGUUUGUUUGUGUGUGUGUACACCGCCUGACUGGACCGCAGAAGUGAACUGCAGUCCUCUCACUGGCUGUAUACAUGAGAGGUGUGUGUGCUUAAUGCCCUGGGUGAAAGCGAUACUUUUAGGAACAAAGUAUCACAAUGAUUAAAACUAUCUGUGUGAUUAAAACAUUCUGCUACUUUGACAUGCCCUCCCUCUGUGAGACCCACCUCGCCUGUUGUGAUGAAGGCAUGUGGUGGUGUUUGUGGGUCUUCAUGUCCCCCUGCCUCUCUAGGGUGUUGUUCGGAUUGUUGGACCAGGCCCUGUGUGCUAGUCUGGCUAUCUGGCUCCCUGCAUUCAUGUCUGAAUGGGAGGGAUGAUGUAUUUAAUGGCAUGAUUACUCCAUAAGGCUGCCUUGCCUAUUCCAUGAUUCCUGUCGCUGGAAGCAAAGAACAGCUGAUGGGGUGAUUCUUAUAUUACCCCACCCCCCUUUCCCCAUAAGAGGAUUUAUAGACAUUCUAUUAUUCCAGUUAUUAUUAUUACUACUAAAUGUGCUAAGCAGAUACAUUUGCCUGUGUUUUGGUUGCCUUUGCCUGGUGAGAUUUGUCUGUCCAGGCUCCUCUGGUGUAGUGUACUCUGGGGAUCAGUGGUGAUGCUACAGUGAUGCUACCAGCAUGAGGAUCAGCCCUGUUCAGCAUUCCUAUUGGAUGAUAUCCCCGAGUUCUUGCCCCACAUCUUGCAUUCUGAAGUGAGGUGCUACGACCUUUCCUGACCCUAGAUGGCAGCCCGGUGCAUGUUACUCUUUCGUUCCCAAAAAAUAAGAACUAUUCCGCCAAAAGUAUGUAUGCAUGUCUGUGUACAUGAAACAGUGGUAGGGGAUGUGUGAAAAAGAGAGAAAUUGAUCAUUAGACAUAAAUGUUACAAUAUUUGUGGUGAUGAUGAAUAAUGAUGUGUACUUCUGAGGGAGCGGAGGGAGGGGUUGUCAGUGAAAAUAUGGACAAUCUGAAGCCCCAAAUGUUCCUUUACUUUACUACUCUUCCCUUUUAGCUGUGUGGUGCAAUACCUCCAUUUUUACAUAUGUUAUUACUCGGCAGCAUAGCUUUUCUCCAAGGACGAUAAUUGAUAUAUUCAAUGAUAAUGUUUUUAAGGUCACCAUGGUGAUAUCUGCAUCCCAAGAUAUGGACAAUCUGCCUUCUCUGGUAUAACAGAACAAUCCGUUUAUUUAUUAAAGUGUACAUAUGUAUUGCAAUUCAAAAUGGCUUGGUCUUUGUCUGUUCAUUAUACUGUUUCUAAGCUCCAAUCUUUUGUAUGUCUCAAAGUUGUUUUUAUAUGUAUUUUUUUACAAUAAAUAUACUUGUGUGAGC
Molecule: messenger RNA, 3121 nt
Organism: Oncorhynchus mykiss (rainbow trout)
Lineage: Eukaryota; Metazoa; Chordata; Actinopteri; Salmoniformes; Salmonidae
Product: mRING-CH-C4HC2H_ZNRF domain-containing protein
Biological process (GO): proteasome-mediated ubiquitin-dependent protein catabolic process; protein K48-linked ubiquitination
Cellular component (GO): intracellular membrane-bounded organelle; cytoplasm; membrane
Molecular function (GO): ubiquitin protein ligase activity
Source: RefSeq, a predicted model, not a curated record